CGCUACCCCUUAUCCUCUUCCUAGCUUCUUCCACGACUUCCUCACUUUCGACACUCUCAAUUUCAAAGAGAAGAAGAUAAAAAUGGCAGCAACCCUCUCAACAACAGUUACCUUGGGUUCCUCUUACCCCGCUACGCCCACUUCCUUUUCUUAUCCUCCGCAUCACUCCACAAGAUUCACCAUAGUCGAAUUCCCAUUUCGCCUCAAUCCCCCUGCUAUCCUCAUUCACCGCAGCACCGACCUCCGACCACUUUCCGCCGUUUCCGCUCCAGAGAAGAUCGAGAAACUAGGCGAAGAAAUCUCCUCCCUUACCCUCGAGGAGGCCCGAAACCUCGUGGACUACCUCCAAGAGAAGCUCGGGGUAUCUGCCGCCGCAUUUGCCCCGGCCGCGGCCGUCGUUGUCGCUCCUGGAGCUGGAGGUGCAGACGCAGGGGCGACCGUGCAGGAGGAGAAAACGGAGUUCGACGUGGAGAUCCAGGAAGUGCCGAGCAACGCGAGAAUCGCGGUGAUUAAAGCCGUGAGGGCAUUGAAGGGGAACUUGCCGUUGAAGGAGGCCAAGGAACUAAUUGAAGGUUUGCCGAAGAAGAUGAAAGAAGGAGUUUCCAAGGAGGAGGCUGAGGAGGCCAAGAAGCAGCUUGAAGAGGCUGGCGCCAAGGUAGCCAUUCUUUAGGUGGUCAGGUUUUCUGAAAUGGUUGGUUUUUGUUUUUGUUCUCUGUUGAUUAGUUUGGUAUAGUUGUAAUGUUACUGGUAAUUUGCUUUUGACAAUUCCUUUUAUUUUAUUACUAUGAUUAGCUUUUCGAGAUGCCCGCCAUGUGUUUGAUAAAUUGCUACACAGGAGCAAAUUUCUUUUGUCAGUUCUUUUUUUAGAUAA
This is a messenger RNA of Carica papaya (papaya), 871 nucleotides long. RefSeq names its product large ribosomal subunit protein bL12cx-like. Gene Ontology annotation, molecular function: mRNA binding; structural constituent of ribosome. Gene Ontology annotation, cellular component: chloroplast; ribosome. Gene Ontology annotation, biological process: translation. The record is from RefSeq and is a predicted model, not a curated record. Lineage: Eukaryota; Viridiplantae; Streptophyta; Magnoliopsida; Brassicales; Caricaceae.